Molecule: messenger RNA, 1236 nt
Organism: Panicum hallii
Lineage: Eukaryota; Viridiplantae; Streptophyta; Magnoliopsida; Poales; Poaceae
Product: peroxidase 2-like
Exons: 4
Coding region: 119-1093 (324 amino acids)
Biological process (GO): response to oxidative stress; hydrogen peroxide catabolic process
Molecular function (GO): heme binding; peroxidase activity
Source: RefSeq, a predicted model, not a curated record
GCUCAUCUCUGCAAAGCUCCAUCUGCAGCAAGCACCACCCCCUGCUCCUGCCAACACCUGUCAGUAGCCAGCAGCCCCGAUCUUCAGUGAUCACCCGAGCCUCGGAACCGCACGCGUCAUGGCCGCCGCCGCUUCCUCCAGAUUCUUGCCUCUCGGCUUGCAGUUAGCUGCUUGCUCCGUCGUCCUGUUACUCGCUUUGGCCGGAGCUGCUCAUGGCCAUCCGCACGGAGCCGGCUCGGCGCUGAGCUCCGCGUUCUACGACGCGUCGUGCCCCGGCGCCUACGACGUCGUCCGCCGCGUCAUCCGGGACGCGCGCGCCUCCGACCCGCGCAUCCCGGCCAGCCUCAUCCGCCUCCACUUCCACGAUUGCUUCGUCAACGGCUGCGACGGCUCGCUGCUCCUCGACGAGGACCUCCCGGCGAUCCAGACCGAGAAAGACGUGCCCGCCAACAUCAACUCGGCGCGCGGCUUCGAGGUGGUCGACGACAUCAAGAGCGCGCUGGAGGAAGCGUGCCCCGGUAUCGUCUCCUGCGCCGAUAUCCUCGCCCUCGCGGCCGAGAUCUCCGUCGAACUCGCUGGAGGGCCACGAUGGAGUGUGCUGCUCGGCCGGCGAGACGGCACGACGACCAACGUCGAGAGCGCCAACAACCUGCCGAGCCCUUUCGACCCCCUGAACGUUCUCCAGGAGAAGUUCAGAAACUUCAACCUCGACGACACUGACCUCGUCGCCCUCCAAGGAGCGCACACAUUCGGUAAGGUGCAGUGUCAAUUCACGCAGCAGAACUGCGCAGCGGGGCAGCCCGACGAUACGCUGGAGAACCUGGACGAGGCCACACCCAAGGUGUUCGACAACAAGUAUUACGGCAACCUCCUGCACGGCCGCGCCAAGCUCGAGUCCGACCAGGUCAUGCUGUCCGGCCCUGCCGCGGAGGCGACCACCGCCCCCAUCGUUCAUCGGUUUGCAAGCAACCAAAAGGAUUUCUUCAAGAACUUUGCCGCGUCCAUGGUUAAGAUGGGCAACAUCGCCCCGCUAACUGGGAACGAUGGAGAGAUCCGAAAAAAUUGCCGGAGGAUCAACAGCAAAGGCUACUGAAGAAGACUCUUUUUCCAUGCAAUUGAUUUCCCCUUUGUUUAACCAACUGUAGUUAUGCAUGUGUAAAUAAUCAUUCUUUCGAUUCUUAUUCUUUGUAAAUGUUCCCCUUCUUGAAAGCAAAUGUGAAAAUAUUUUACACGUCU